AUGAACCUCAAUUACAUCCCGACCACGCAGUCCAUGUCGGGAACUUCGACGGGGCGCAGUUCUCCGAGUGAUCUGUCCUCGUCCGCCGUGAAGUCGCCGUUUGGGUCCUCCAACGGGCUGAAUGGCGCCGCAGGAUCGAUUGGAAGCGCGAGGUUAGGGGCUGGAUCCCCUUCUCAUGACCUUGGUGCUCGCCUGUACUCAAAGAGGGCACGAGAAAUCCAAGCAGAAGAAGGCGUUGGCCCUAGUAUUUGGGGUCCUCCCACCAGUGGCCAUUCCACCCCCCUCCGCGAGAACAUUCCUGAAUCACCAGGCCAAGAAGGGUUUCCAGACCUGGUCCCCACCUCCAGUGGCUCGAUCAGCAGCCCUGGCCGGAGAGCUCGAGCUGGCACCGUUCCCUCUAGAUUCUCGCCCGUUGGUGUGCUCAACGAGGCGAACCUCCAGCAGCCCUUCAUGCCCCAGACCUCCCGACCCACACCCUCCACGAGCCCUUUUCGCCCGACCGGCGUUUCCGGAGUUGACACGGGCGCAGCGACCGCAACCGCUACUGCCGGGCCCCGGGGUACUGGAUCUUUAUCACGUCUUCGAGCGGGAUCCAUGCCCCAGAGGACUAACUAUUUGGGGUCGUCCAGCCCCUUCGGGCCCUCUUUGUUUUCUACCAGCUGGUCUACCGGCCGUGAGCGAGCCACUACUCUUACGAGCAUCCGCUCUUCCGAAGGACCCGCCUCUCCUAGCCAGUCCUCCUUCUCUAGGGAUGGGCUCGCAGACACCGAUGUGAAGACACUGGACUAUCUGGGUCUCGCCGAGACCCCGCAGCAAGCACGAGCCACGCUUGUGCGACCGUCGGUGGAUGUCCUUCUCCAACAGCAACAGCAACAACAGCAACAGCAGCAACAGCAGUCCUCUCUGCCCCCGCUAUUGGCGGAACUCGCCAUGAUGAAGAGCAACAACCGGAUUAGAUCCUAUUCCGUGAAUGCCAAGGAGAAAUAUGCUGAUGACGAGGAUCUUGAAUAUGAAAACCGCUACUCGCAGAUCCCGUCGGGCGCCGUCACGCCGUCAGCUGCUGCCACGGCCGCCCAGUUGGCUGCCACCCAAGCUCAGAUCCACCAGCACAACCUCGCUGUGCAGGCGUUUGCAAAUCAUGCGUCCGUCAAUCGACCUCGGGCGCGGACUGCUGGCAUCUUGGAGGCACCCCCUCAGCGAUCUUCGAUUCGCAACUACCUUGCGACCCCCUCGCGCCUUGAAAAUAGCUUCAGUGCUGCGGAUCUUAACAUCGCGGAGAAUGGAGAGUACGAUGAACUUUCGGAAGCCGUGCAAAUGAUGCAACUGGGAGGAAGUGGCGCCGGCAACCUGGGAAUUCGGCCAGGUCUGGACGUGACGGAUGAGAACAAUCAGGACGGACCGACCCGCGCUCUAUGGAUUGGUAGCAUUCCUGUCUCGACUACCAUCACCUCGUUGGCAGCUAUCUUCAGCCGAUAUGGCAAAAUUGAGUCCACUCGAGUGCUGACCCACAAGAACUGCGGUUUUGUCAACUUCGAGCGCAUCGAGAGUGCUGUUCAAGCGAAGUCGAUGCUCAACGGCACCGAGAUCUUCCCCGGUGCAGGACCGGUUCGAAUCGGCUAUGCUAAGGUCCCCGGUACCUCCGCGACUGGUACCCCUGGAGCCAACGGCCUUCAGUCUUCUCCCACUCCGGACUCUAGCGCCAAACUCAAUGCCGCCGAUGGACUGGAAAGAGCUGAUGACGGGGCUAGUGUUCCUCAUAUCCCGCCUCUCCCUGAGCUUCAACCCGAAAUGACGCAGAUUGUCAAGGAGUUUGGCGCCAACGAUGAAGAUACACUGAACAUCAACGCUAGUAUUCAGCAAGCAAUCGCUUUUCAAUCUUUUGAGGAUGAAAUCCCCCCUAUCCCCGAACCUAGCCAGACCAGAAUGUUUGACGCUCCCCGCCUUCGUGAUAUCCGGAAGCGCAUCGAUAACGGGGCGUGUUCCGCCCAGGAAAUCGAGGAGACUGCGGUUGCGAUGCUCCCUGAAAUCGCGGAACUCGCUUCAGACUACCUUGGAAACACCGUCGUUCAGAAGCUUUUCGAGUUUUGCUCGGAGCCUACGAAAGAACAAAUGCUUGUGCCAAUCGUGCCUCAUCUUGCUGAGAUCGGUGUUCAUAAGAAUGGCACCUGGGCAGCUCAGAAGAUCAUUGACGUUGCUCAAACGCCUGCCCAGAAGAAGAUGAUCAUGGAAGCUCUUCGCCCUUACACCGUACCCCUGUUCCUUGAUCAGUACGGAAACUAUGUUCUGCAGUGCUGCUUGCGUUUCGGUCAUGGCUUCAACGAUUUCAUCUUCGAGACCAUGUUAAGCCGAAUGUGGGAAGUUGCCCAGGGACGAUUCGGGGCUCGCGCAAUGAGAGCUUGCUUGGAAAGUCACCAUGCUACCAAAGAUCAGCAGCGCAUGCUCGCGGCUGCUAUUGCCCUUCACAGCGUGCAGCUUGCUACAAAUGCCAAUGGGGCUCUGCUGCUCACCUGGUUCCUGGAUACGUGCACGUUCCCACGACGUCGAACUGUGCUUGCCCCGAGGCUUGUGCCUCACUUGGUGCAUCUCUGCACCCACAAGGUCGCUUAUUUGACCGUACUCAAAGUGAUCAACCAGCGCAACGAACCCGAGGCUCGUGAAGUUGUUCUGAAGGCUUUGUUCUUCAGCCCCGGUGACGAGGUUUUGGCGAAGAUCUUGAGUGACCAGACCUCCGGAGCAACUUUGAUCUUCAAGGUUUUGACUACGCCAUUUUUCGACGAGUCUAUGCGCGCGGAGGUCGUGAAGAACGUUUCGAAGGUGCUUACCAAGUUGAAGGCCACCCCCAGCCAAGGCUAUAAGCGUCUGAUGGACGAAGUUGGUCUUUCCUCUCGUGGAGGUGCCCGAGACAAUCACCAUGGACGGGACCACGGUGCCAAUGCGGAAAAGCAGCAGCACCGCCCCACGUCGCGACAGACACCCUCCAGCUACCCCCAGCAACCAGCCAUGGACAGGCAAUUCAACGGGCAAUUCCCUCCCAGCAUGCUUGCGCAGAACUUGGAUUCUGGUAGGCCCCUGGCUUCGGAGCAGCCCCAAACCGCUUCGCCGUUUGACCCUUACUCCGUCAGCGGGGUGAAUGGUCUCAACUCCCUCAACGGACUGGGAGGCCUGAAUGGCACUGGCUUCGCUCAGGAUCCCCUGAUGUCGUUGCCCCAGCAGCAGGCCCAAUACCAGGCUUAUCUGGCCGCGCAAUCCCGGGGCGUCUCUCCCGGCGGUCUGUACCCAAGCCUGGGUAACUCCAGCUUUGGAUAUUCCGGUGGAUCGCCUUCCGUUGACACUCUUCGGGGAAUUCAACCCCCAGGCGCUCCCUUGUCCGGAGCUGCCCCCGGCUCCAUGCUCAACCAGCCGGGCUUUGCCCCUCAGCAAUUCAGCCCCGUCAUGGGAGGGAACCAGAUGUAUCAAUAUCCUCCACAGUUCGGUUACCAGGCGCAGCAAGCCCCGGGUCAGCCCGCUGGAGGACGGCGUGGACGGCGGUGA
This is a messenger RNA of Aspergillus affinis, 3531 nucleotides long. Its product is annotated as putative RNA binding protein Jsn1. The transcript has 3 exons. Gene Ontology annotation, molecular function: RNA binding. NCBI's taxonomy places the organism in Eukaryota, Fungi, Ascomycota, Eurotiomycetes, Eurotiales, Aspergillaceae. Bases 1 to 3531 code for a protein of 1176 amino acids. The record is from RefSeq and is a predicted model, not a curated record.